Molecule: messenger RNA, 822 nt
Organism: Effrenium voratum
Lineage: Eukaryota; Dinophyceae; Suessiales; Symbiodiniaceae
Source: the annotation of a GenBank genome assembly
AUGCACAGACGCAAGUCGCGCAGGCAUGUUAGGCUCACUGACGAGGCCGACAUAGAAUUUCCGGCCAUGUGGCCGGUGUGCGGAAGGCAGCUUGGGUCCCGCCUUUGGGCGCGUGCUGCAAGCCUUGGCAGGGGGCUUGCCACAGGCUCUGGCGAGAUCGAAGUUCUGACCGCAACCGCGGUUUCCGAGGUUUCCAAACUUGGCGGUGCCAUUGCCGGCCGCAUCCGUAAGGACAGCCGCACUUCAAUCCGAUGUGUCGGUCACCAAGCCGCCUUUCGAAGUGUCAAGGCGGUGGUGAAUGCCAGCGAGUACUUAAGCCAGGAUGACUCGGCACCCAAGGGCCGCAUGCUGGGCAUCCAAGUGGCUGAGAUGGACGGCCGAAGAGAAGGGGGCAACGAGCUGCGAUUGCAGAUUGGCCCCGUCAUGUUGCAAGACUCAGUCGCGGCCUCGGGCGCCUCGGACUCCUCGGGCUCCUCCGGCUCACGGUCCCACGACCUCCUCAUCAGCGGCAAGACCGCGCCGGGGAAGGCGGCGGCGGCCAUGGCGGCGGCGAUGCGGCCCAUGGGCGGCGGCCAUGGGAGGUGCCCGCUGGUGCGAGCCAUUGGCUCCAUGGCGGUGCAUCGCGCCUUGGUGACGGGCCACCUGGCCCAGAAGUACUUGGACAACGAUAGGCGAGGUGUCCGCUUCUGCCUCAUACCCUACUUCUCCCGUCACAUUGCCACGGAAGAUGGCAAAAAACAACUGGUUCUGAGAUUGCAGCACUUGCCUUCUGAAGCCAGCGCUCUGAAAGGUAAGGAUCCAGCAGGUAAGGCCUUGACCUGA